Chelonia mydas (Green sea turtle) is the source of this 4793-nucleotide messenger RNA. It is a transcript of the gene SLC12A5, whose product is annotated as solute carrier family 12 member 5. Gene Ontology annotation, molecular function: potassium:chloride symporter activity. The coding region runs from base 111 to 3533 and encodes 1140 amino acids. Gene Ontology annotation, cellular component: membrane. The transcript has 26 exons. The record is from RefSeq and is a predicted model, not a curated record. Lineage: Eukaryota; Metazoa; Chordata; Testudines; Cheloniidae. Gene Ontology annotation, biological process: cell volume homeostasis; potassium ion homeostasis; potassium ion import across plasma membrane.
GGCAGCCGGCUGAGGGAGAGCCGCGCUGUCUCUUCAGCCGGUGCCUCGGCAGCCACUUGUGGAGACAGGAGGCUGGAGCCAGCGAAGCGCCCGCUUGCCACUGCUGGGGCAUGAGCCGGAGGUUCACGGUCACGGCCCUGCCCCGGGAGGAGGGGGCCCCCUGCCAAGAGGCGGCUGCAGCGCUCCACGGAGAUGCCGCCCCCCUGCAAGGGGCCCAGCCUGGCAGCCACUCCCGAGAAGACAGCAAAGGUGAUGGCAACCCCAAGGAGAGCAGCCCCUUCAUCAACAGCACAGACCUGGAGAAGGGCAAGGAAUAUGACGGGAAGAACAUGGCCCUCUUCGAGGAAGAGAUGGACACCAGCCCCAUGGUCUCGUCCCUGCUGAGUGGCCUCGUGAACUACACCAACCUGCCGCAAGGCAGCCGAGAGCAUGAGGAGGCGGAGAACAACGACGGGGCCAAAAAGAAACCUGUACAGGCUCCACGGAUGGGCACUUUCAUGGGCGUUUACCUGCCCUGCCUGCAAAACAUCUUCGGGGUGAUCCUCUUCCUGCGCCUCACCUGGGUGGUGGGAAUUGCUGGCAUCAUGGAGUCAUUCUGCAUGGUCAUCCUUUGCUGCUCCUGCACGAUGCUGACGGCCAUUUCCAUGAGUGCCAUCGCUACGAACGGCGUUGUGCCAGCGGGUGGCUCCUACUACAUGAUCUCGCGUUCUCUGGGGCCCGAGUUCGGCGGGGCCGUGGGGCUGUGCUUCUACCUGGGCACCACCUUCGCGGGAGCCAUGUACAUCCUGGGCACCAUCGAGAUCCUUCUGGCCUAUAUCUUCCCCGCCAUGGCCAUUUUCAAGGGAGAGGAUGCCAGCGAGGAGGCUGCGGCCAUGCUCAACAACAUGCGUGUCUAUGGCACCUGUGUGCUCACCUGCAUGGCCACUGUGGUGUUCGUCGGGGUCAAGUACGUCAACAAGUUUGCCUUGAUUUUCCUGGGCUGCGUCAUCCUCUCCAUCCUGGCCAUCUACGCUGGGGUCAUCAAAUCCGCCAUCGACCCCCCCCAGCUUCCGAUCUGUUUGCUGGGUAACAGGACACUGUCACGCCACGGCUUCGACAUCUGUGCCAAGCUGGUGCUGGAAGGGAACGAGACAGUGGGCUCCAAGCUGUGGGAGCUGUUCUGCACCUCCAAAUUCCUCAACGCCACCUGUGACGACUACUUCCUGAGGAACAACGUGACCGAGAUCCAGGGCAUCCCAGGCGCUGCCAGUGGGCUCAUCAAAGAGAAUCUCUGGAGCACGUACCUGACCAAGGGGGUGAUUGUGGAGAAGCAGGGGGUGACCUCGGUGUCGCUCGUGGACCCCGUUAUCGACAUGGACCAGCCCUACGUCUUCAGCGACAUGACCUCGUACUUCACCUUGCUGGUGGGCAUCUACUUCCCGUCCGUCACAGGUAUAAUGGCCGGCUCCAACCGAUCAGGAGACCUGCGCGAUGCUCAGAAAUCCAUCCCCACAGGGACCAUCCUGGCCAUCGCCACAACGUCUGCUGUCUACAUCAGCUCCGUGAUUCUCUUCGGCGCCUGUAUCGAGGGGGUCGUCCUCCGUGACAAGUUUGGCGAGGCUGUCAAUGGGAACCUGGUGGUUGGCACCCUCGCCUGGCCGUCUCCAUGGGUGAUUGUCAUUGGAUCCUUCUUCUCCACGUGUGGGGCGGGUCUGCAGAGCCUCACAGGAGCCCCCCGCCUCCUCCAGGCCAUCUCCCGGGACGGCAUCGUCCCCUUCCUGAGGGUCUUCGGCCACGGCAAAGCCAACGGGGAGCCCACCUGGGCUCUGCUCCUCACCGCCUGCAUCUGCGAGAUCGGGAUCCUCAUCGCCUCCCUGGACGAGGUCGCCCCCAUCCUCUCCAUGUUCUUCCUGAUGUGCUACAUGUUUGUCAACUUGGCGUGCGCGGUGCAGACGCUGCUGAGGACACCCAACUGGCGGCCCCGGUUCCGGUAUUACCACUGGACACUCUCCUUCCUGGGCAUGAGCCUCUGCCUGGCCCUGAUGUUCAUCUGCUCCUGGUACUACGCACUCGUGGCCAUGCUCAUCGCCGGCCUCAUCUACAAGUACAUCGAAUACAGGGGAGCGGAGAAGGAGUGGGGCGAUGGCAUCCGAGGGCUCUCGCUCAGUGCGGCUCGCUACGCUCUGCUUCGGCUGGAGGAGGGUCCCCCGCACACCAAGAACUGGAGGCCUCAGCUGCUGGUUCUGGUCCGAGUGGAUCAGGAGCAGAACGUGGUGCACCCGCAGCUCCUGUCUCUCACCUCGCAGCUCAAAGCCGGCAAGGGGCUGACAAUUGUGGGCUCUGUGCUGGAAGGGACCUUCCUGGAUAAUCACCUGCAGGCCCAGCGGGCGGAGGAGUCCCUGCGCCGCUUGAUGGAAGCUGAGAAGGUGAAAGGCUUCUGCCAGGUCGUGAUCUCGUCCAACCUGCGGGAUGGCAUGUCCCACCUCAUCCAGUCCAGUGGGCUCGGGGGGCUGCAACACAACACGGUGCUGGUGGGGUGGCCACGCAACUGGCGGCAGAAGGAAGAUCACCAAACCUGGAGGAACUUCAUUGAGCUGGUGCGGGAGACCACGGCCGGCCACCUGGCCCUGCUGGUCACCAAGAAUGUUGCCAUGUUCCCGGGCAACCAAGAGCGGUUCUCUGAGGGCCACAUUGACGUCUGGUGGAUCGUCCACGAUGGGGGGAUGCUGAUGCUGCUGCCCUUCCUGCUGCGGCACCAUAAGGUUUGGCGUAAAUGUAAGAUGCGCAUCUUCACGGUGGCGCAGAUGGACGAUAACAGCAUCCAGAUGAAGAAGGACCUGACGACAUUCCUGUACCACCUGCGCAUCACGGCCGAGGUGGAGGUGGUGGAGAUGCAUGAGAGCGACAUCUCGGCCUACACCUACGAGAAGACCCUGGUGAUGGAACAGCGCUCGCAGAUCCUCAAGCAGAUGCACCUCACCAAGACUGAGCGGGAGCGAGAGAUCCAGAGCAUCACGGAUGAGUCCCGCGGCUCCAUCCGGCGCAAGAACCCUGCCAACACCCGGCUGCGGCUGAGCGUCCCAGAGGAGCAGGUGGGCGACAGUGAGGAGAAGCCGGAGGAGGAGGUGCAGCUCAUCCACGAUAAGAAUGCCACGGCCUUCUCCAGCAGGCCCCAGUCGCCCGGUGAUGAGGUGGAGACAGCCCCUGAGAAGGUGCAUCUCACCUGGACCAAGGAAAAGUCUGUUGCGGAGAAGAACAAGAGCAAGAGCCCCGUCAGCCCCGAAAGCAUCAAGGACUUCUUCAACAUGAAGCCGGAGUGGGAGAACCUGAACCAGUCCAAUGUGCGGAGGAUGCACACAGCCGUCAAGCUUAACGAGGUCAUUGUCAAGAAGUCGCAGAACGCCAAGCUGGUCCUGCUGAACAUGCCAGGCCCACCCCGCAACCGGAAGGGGGAUGAGAACUACAUGGAGUUCCUGGAGGUGCUGACGGAGCACCUGGACCGGGUCAUGCUGGUGCGUGGAGGGGGCCGGGAAGUCAUCACCAUCUACUCCUGAAACACCGACUGCUGGGCUGAAGUUAUUUUGCACCCGGAGAGACCCCCCCACCGACCUCUUUGCACCUGGCUCCUGGGGGGCAGGAGGGCAGUUCCGCUUGUGCUUGGUGCUCAGAAACUUUGCCAUGCCCCCACUCGCUCCAUUCGAACUGCAGCCCCAGAGGUCCCAGGAGCGACCAGCACCAGCGCCGCUGUUCCUCAUCGCGCCAGCACAGCCCUGCGGGGCUGUUGAUAUAUAAAUAGAGACAGGAGCCCUGAGCCCGAGCCCCAGGGCCUGGAGCAUUGCCACCGCCACUGGCCUCCGGGCGGGGCAGGAAGCGGGGCUGGCCAGGCUCUCAGUCAGUGCUUCCUUGGAGCCCCCGGAGGGCUGGCGUGGGUGCAUUGGCCCCUCGGGACUAGGCUCUCUACCCCUCGCUCUGCUACACUAGGACACACUGAGGUUUGUGGGACACGUCUGCUGCCCUGCCCCGCCUGCUGACGUGUCCUUUGGAGCCUGUGCGCCUGGGCCAGGCCACCGCAUGCUUGCCUCGCCAGCCGCGCCUCACCCCACCGCUCACAUGUGCCCUGCAGUGCCAGCCACAGGCCCCUCGCCCAGGCAGGCUCAGCCCGCUGCCGGACCCUGGGAACCACAGCCACGCUCUGCGGCCCCCUGGCGCUGGUUUGGACAGACGAGUGCUGCGCAGGGAAGAGGCAGGUCCUGCAGCAUGUCGGCGCGAAGGACAGCGCCACGCUGCCCUUGUCGUGAGGCCACCUGGAUCUGCCGGCUGGGUGAGAGGGGCCUGGCAGGGGCUGCAUCCCGGUGCGGGAGGGGGGUAGUGGGGACAUGGACUUCAAGUUUUUCUUCUUCACCCCACCCCCCCGCUCAGCACAGGUGCACGCGGCUGCACCACCCCGACUCACCUGCUCCAGGGUGUGGUCUGGUUCCAUCCCUGCUGCAGGGCCUGGGCACUGCCGGGCUGGGGCGGCGCGCUCGCUGCAUGCUGCCCACACGCGCCGCGCAGACCUGGGAAUGCAGGGGCGCGCGUCUGGCCCAGGCCCUGCACGGCCACGCUGCCCAGCAGCUCCUGGCGGGAGGCCUGUGUCCCUCCCCCCCCCAUGCAUGAAGAGCUGGAACGCAGCCUCCCUGCGCCCCUGCUGCAGCCUUGUGCCCCCUGCGUCCCCUACCCCACGGCAACCUCCUCAAGGCCAUCUUGCUGCUUCAGGGGCUGCUGGGUGAAGACCGCAGGCAUUGAAAGUUUAUAAAUAUGCAAAUCAGCUCAAU